Molecule: messenger RNA, 929 nt
Organism: Bubalus bubalis (water buffalo)
Lineage: Eukaryota; Metazoa; Chordata; Mammalia; Artiodactyla; Bovidae
Product: granzyme H
Exons: 4
Coding region: 141-929 (262 amino acids)
Biological process (GO): proteolysis
Cellular component (GO): intracellular membrane-bounded organelle; cytoplasm
Molecular function (GO): serine-type endopeptidase activity
Source: RefSeq, a predicted model, not a curated record
ACAUGCUCACACCCGGCUGGGGGGAGCCCAGCUCUGAGGGGUCUGUGGGGGCACUGAGCCUCCCCUGCAUCCUUCCCCUGUGCUUUGUGUCUGGAAGGAAGAAGCCCCAGCAGCUCUGACCUGGGCAAAUCUUCUGGAAGAUGCAGCCACUCCUGCUCCCUAUGGCCUUUCUGCCUCCUGGGCUGGGACAGCCUUUUCUUUCAGAGGAGAUCAUUGGGGGCCACGAGGCCAAGCCCCACUCCCGCCCUUAUAUGGCUUUGGUUCACUUUCUGGAUGAGAAGAGUUGGAAGAGAUGUGGUGGUGUUCUCACACAAAAAGACUUUGUUCUGAUGGCUGCUUGCUUCAGAGAAAGCUCAAUCAUCGUCACCCUGGGAGCCCACAACAUCAAACAGCAGGAGAGGACACAGCAGGUCAUCCGGGUGAGGAGGGUCAUCCGCCAUCCAGACUAUAAUCCUAACAACUUCUCCAACGACAUCAUGUUACUGCAGGCAAGGAAAACUCCCCUAUGGCCCUGCCCUCCUGGGAUCAGAUUGCCCUCCCAGGAUCUCCUGCCCUUUCCUGGAGAGAAAGGCCAAGAAGACUGCAGCUGUGAGGCAGCUCCGCCUGCCCAGGGCCAUGGCCUGCAUGAAGCCAGGACAGACGUGCAGUGUGGCUGUGGCUGGGGGAAGGACACCAUAGGCACCUACCCUAACUCACUGCAGGAGGUAAAGCUGAUCAUGCAGGAGGAUCAAAUGUGUGAGUCCCACUUACACUACUAUUACACCAACACCAUCCAGCUAUGUAUGGGGGACCCAAAGACAAAGAAAGCUUCCUUUAAGGUGAGAAUGACAGUCUACUUUGCUUGGAUCUGGGGAGAAGUGUGUUUGCAGAAGAUCUGGGACCUGGGGACCGCCUCACCCUCUAGACACCAAGACACAUCCUGGGGCUAG